ACAUAAAAACCACCAUACAAAUUCAUAAGCAUAUGAAUAAGCCAAAUGAAUUCGAUGGCUUGGCAUACGUACAAUAAAAUAUGAUUAAAAACUUUAGUAUGACGUCAAUGAAUUUGUUCCGCACUUUAGAGCUCUCUCACUCACUCUCCCUCUCUCUCUCUCGCGCGCACACACACACACACUACAUACUGAAAUGAAUAUAAAGUGGUCGGUCUUCGAUUCGUAUUGUUUACGAUGCUGGUAUAUGGGUGUGGAUUUGAUUCAGCUUCAUUCGACGUUAAGAGGUAUAUUGUUCAACUUGUUGUAUACAGUUGUGCUGAUCAAUGAAAGGCUCUAAAUCAAACUUACGUUUUUUUUUCGGUCUCUUCUCUUCUUCAAUUGACUCGACACGUUGCGCGACCGCAACGAAAGCCGCUUUUUCAUGCUGCAAAAAUUCACUAUCUCUGUGAGUUUCUUAUUUAUUUUCUCUCUUCGUCAUCUGGUUUUAAUGUGGUGCAUCGUUGCGACACAUGCAUUCGAUUAUCCACUUUAAUACGUUGAGCUCGUUCUUCUUGAACAUGCAUACAUACAUAAAAAUUUAUUUUUGGAGUCGUUGAUAAGACAUUUUAAAAUAAAAAUUGGCCCGUUUAUCACUCGCAUGACGAGAAAGAAGCCAAUUAAUGGCAGCAAAUAAAAUCGCACUGAAUUGACAUUAACCGUAAAAGAAAAGAAAAAUCUUCGUAUGGCAACGAGCUGAAGUGCUGACGGAAUUCCGUUUACUGCUAACGUUGUGCUCACCUGAUCGAAUGUGGAUCAUCUUUUAUACACGUUUGUUCGUUGAACUGUAUGUGUUCGAGCUAAAUGAAACGUUAUCAAUGAGAUCAAUAGCAUAUGCAUGGGAAAUACACAGAAAACCAAUAAACUCUGUCACUCGUUGGCAAUUUCGACGAUUGUUCGAAUAUGUUUUGGCCUUAAGUUUUGCUUAUGUGAUGCGAACUCAAAAGAGACAAAGAAAAAAAACAUUGAAGCCAAAUCAGGAAUGUCGAUAGAAUAUAAAAACAAGAGCUCUCACAUGUUUACACAGACGUUUUUUUUUUUUAUUUCGAACGAGUGCUUGUGUGUUAGUGUGGUUUGACGUCAAAGAUGACCAUGUUUUGCGCGAAGUGCUGAUAUAUAUCAAUGUGAUGUUGUUGAAGCACUAGGCGACGUGCUCAAACCAAACAAAAUGUGGGAUCAUUUGCCAUACCGAAACCGAAAUGGCGCCACUUUUCGAAUUGAUCACAAACCAUAUUUUGUUUACUUGAUUGAAUGGUCCAAUGAAGUACAAAUACCAGCAAAUUUUCAUUGCAUGACCAAAUUGCACCAGCAAUGUGUUCGUUGAUUCGAUAAAUAUUUGACGAUAGCACACCGCUUAUCAGGUUACAGCAGAUUGACAAAACAAUAAGAAGCGUUCAUUAUUUUAUUUGUUUACUAUUUAUUUCUGCGCUUCACUCCAUUUCUGACACAUUCUGGUUGACUAUUUACUCGUUUAACAAUUUUUUUUGUUUUUUUUUUUUUUGCAUUUGAGUGUCGGCGUUCCAUAAUGGUCGAGGUCAACCGUGAAAUCAUUCAUCCACAAAUGAAAAGAAAUCACACAUUAAAUGAUCGUUUCUAUUAAAAAAUUCAGUUCCUUGCUCCGAUUAGGUAGCAAAGUUGAGUAAAAGUUAUAAAUUACUUUUUCAGACGUCAGCAUUAGCCAAUUUUAUGCUGGAUUGGCUUUCGUCUUUUGUCUAUAUUUAUUUGUGAUCUAAAAAUAAAGACAGCAAACGGUGCCAUUUAAGGUUCACAUUUUCAAAAUGAAUAAUUUAACGUUUUUUAUUCAGUUGUUGAAUGCGUCACACAAGCCCUGAAAUAUAGAACAUAAAAUGCCGAUGAUGAUAGUACGAUACACCUUUGUCGUGCUUUUGCUUGUAUCAAUCAAUGGCUAUUUUUGUAUGUGUGUGUUUCUGUCAAAGAUAAACUUUUUUAAUCGAUCAUUUCGUUUUUUUCUUCAAUCAUUUACGUUAAAACUCUGGGCAUUUUUCGCGUUUCUAUAAUUAAACUUGUCUGCUGGAGAGUAUGUUCUCACGUUGUUUGGCAUUAAGAAUUUAUCGCUUAUAGUAGAUCGUUUUACAUUGGAUGCGAAUGGUAAAAUCCCCCGAGACAAAUACAAGCGACAUUCAGUGUUGAUUUGCAUAUUCUAUUUCAGAACAGAAAGAAAAAUUAGAUUAAUUCAAUAGGUGGCCUGCAUUGUGUACGUCAUCGCAGCGUAAUUGAUAACCACCAUAAAGUUUAUGGCCAAUGUGAUAUUUUUAUACCACACAACCAAGAGCAACACUUCCAUAAAUGUUUUAUUGUAUGCGGACGCGUAGCUCGAUACUUUUUUUUUGAUCAUAUGUCUUAGUCAGUAUUGUAUCUAUUUGGGAGUAUGUUAAAUCGUUAAGCGAGAGAUUAUACAAAUUGUUAAAAUAAUCAAGUUGUAGACUGAAUUUUUCUUAUAGAUCGAUCUCUUAAAUCAUUCCAUCGAUCUGAUGGUUGUUGCUUACAAAUGAGCUCGAUCAUCUACUUUAUUUGAUGACGCACAUCUUUAUUGUUUCCUUUUUAUUGUUCCACUGAUAGAUACUGAAAAUGUUCCAACAAAAAAAAAACAUCGAAAAAAAUAUCAGGCAGAUUACGUUGGUGAGAUAAAUGAUAGUGUUAACUGUUAUCUUGAUUUUGAAUAUGUGUACCAAGGCAGUCUCCUUCACUAUUUACAUCCAACCAACGAAUCAUAAUCAAUGAACUUCUCCACAUCAAGUGACUUUUUGUAUAUUAUGUGACACGAAAUUGCGUUUCAUAUUCACUUUAAUUGAACUUAUGUUUUUUUUUUGUUUCUUUUCGAAAUUGUAAUGUAUUAUGAUACCAAAAAAUUUCCGUUCAUAUGUCCAUUUCAAAAUAUGAUUUAAUUUGGCAGCACAUUUUAUGAUCAAUAACUGAUAACAUAUCAUAAAUAACAUAAUUCAAGCUCUACAAUUCGCACAAUCUAUUAUCAACCCAUUCGACUCGGUGCUGCCUACAUUCGGGCGCUUUUAUAUAUACACUUCAUAAUCACACAUCAUAAUCAUAUAUUGUUGUUUUUGCAACUGUUUAUUUCAUAAUUUGUAUCCCAUUUAUUUUUUAUGUUAUCAAAUAAUAUACAUGGUAAUUAGCCGAUUAAUUAGCAUAACUAAUGCAAUUUAAAUGCGCUGCCAAAAAUAGAUACAUAGUUGAAUAAUGUCAAAGUCUUUUUAUCACUUGAGUUUAUGAUAUAAUGGAGGCAAUUUAAAAGUCGAAUCAUAUGUGGUUCGACUCAUCCUCUUCAGAGGUGCAACCCCAUUUCAUUAAAAAAAUACUAAUCCGCUACAUAUUUUUCGUUUACGUGAACCGGAAUUUUUUGUUUACUCACGUAUAUGUAUGUAACACUGCAACAAUAUAACAGCUUCCAAUAAAUAUAGUCUCCAUAUCGUAGUUUCACUUUGAAAAAAAUGUAUGGGAGAGGAAGUCCUGAUAAAAUGGCCUGCUGAUAUCAAAGAAAAAUGGCCGCUACAGAAUGAACCAUACUCAAUAAGUUGUUUGUUGACACGCAGAGGAAAAGAAAGAGGCUGGCUUGCAAAAUUACCGGUGUGAUUAAUGUACUGUGUCAUUAUGGCAUUACGUUGGAAGUGUGAUAUUAAGAGCUCAUCGAAACGUAUAAAUUGAUGUUGACUGCUUCAUUUUUCUUAACGAUCGGCGGCACCGAUUCACAUACGUGUAAAUGCCGUUGGGCUGAUGGUGCGACAGACAGAUUGGCGGUGGUGUGUCGGCAUGCAAAACGGAGGAUAUUGAAAAUUAACAAACGAGUUUGACAUCGCAACCGCUGAAAUUAUUUCGUAUAAAAUGCCAUACGUGUAUGAAGAUUUAAAGUGCUGAGUCGGCCGUUUUUUUUUUCUGUGUCAUUCGACAGCAAUAUAAAGAUAUUAUUUCAAGUAAUUUUCUCGAGUUGAAGAUCCUCACAUUCACAUAGUGUUUAUGAUUUAUCUUUUUUUUUUGCUGUGCGCAGAUGCGCAGAAGAACGGAUGUGAAUUUCAGGGAAAUAAUUUAACUGUCUUUGGAUGAUUGAACUGAGCACAUACGCAAUAUAAUUUAGUGUCGAGGUAAAACCGUAAAUAGGAAGUACUUCAAAAAUCAAAACAACGAAUAAACCUUUGUUCUGGACGAAGUCUUCACAGAUAAAUUUAUUUUGUAUGUGUUCAACAACACACAUCCAAAGAAAAUAAAUUGAAAUUUCUAAUUGAACUGAAAGCAUAAUCUUAGACAAAAGAUCAAUGUCACGAUGUCCAAAUUAAAACACUACGUCGAAGCAGCGCACCGCACUGAUACAUCGCCCCGAUUGACGUCACUAAAACCACUUUUUAAUUCACGCCGAACAGCGGCAUUAUUCAAAUGCAAAUUGAUUUGUAUAAAAUAUUUGAUCCAUAUGGAAACAUGGAACCUGAACUAUUUCUCCUGUUUUGGGCCGAAAGUGAAUCUUAAAUUAUUCAAAAUUGAAUGAACUGAAAGUUAUAUACAUCAUUAAUUGACUCUGACUGUUGCGAAGCUCACCAAUAAAACUUGACCUUAAAUUAUUUAAAUCGAUUUCAAUCAAGAGAUUAUGAGCAAAUUAUAAGACGCCACACGUUUUUUCUUCUUCUCUUCAUUUCUACUAUGGACGAUCGUCAGUUUAUAUGUAUCAUGUUUAUAUUCAUAAAUUUGAUUUGAUUUCCAUUUUUUUUAAAACCUUUCACAGAAGUUUUCUGACGCAGUUCACGACGAAUGGCCAAUGUUCUGUGUUGUCAUCUGCACACGCGUUACAUUUUGGCUGCGAACGAAAUACGAGAAAGGAAGAAAUGAAGAGACACGAGCAAAGGUGUACGUUAUCAAUGCGUUGAAAUCAUUGCCUUGGCACAGAUGAUCAUAACUCAAAAAGUGGCCGCUCACUCUAUUGUCCGUCAAGCGAGAAACAAACUCGUACUAUAAUCAUUUUAAUUUUCGUGUGUAUGGCUUUUCUGCUUGUUCAUUUAUUCGCAAUGUUAAAUAUUGUAUUUACAUAUGUAUAUUGACGACGUCGAGUCGUUACAGUCGAGCAAACCCGUAGCCAUGUGUACACGUAUGGUCAAAAAUGCUUGGCGAUAAAAUGAGACUGAUUUGUGAAAAUGCGACACAAUGAGUUUGCGGACAUGAAAUUUAUGUAAGAAAAUAGCAAUCGAGAGAAAGAGAGAGAGAAUGCGAGGAGAAGAAGAAGAAGAAGAAGGAGAAGCAAAAAAAAAAGUAUCACUCGCAGCCAGAAUGACCGAAUAGUCAAAGCAAUAGGAGGAAUAAGACACUGGAUUCGUACACACAACAAACAAACUUACGCGAUCGACUGUGAGAGAUUCUGUGGUCGUUGCUUUCGCUGUGCCGACACGUUUUGCAUGAGACUCGGCGGCGUUUCAGCUUGUUUACUUUGUAGCCAUUGAUUCAGUGAUUCGCGAACUCUGAAACUAUUCUAAUCGAAGCGCUACGGUAUCCACAAUUUUAUUUCGAGCUCCCAUUGACUACGUCUGUUCUUGAUUUAAAAUAACCGUUUUUUUUUUGCGUGUGAAGAUUUGAUUCAACUUUUUCUUUCUUCUUUGUUAUAAUCAACAUACGCAUUUGUGGUAAACUGCCGAAUUGAAUAGUAAAACUUGAAUAGAACUGUGAACGAUCAAAGCAAUAAAAUCGCAACAUUAUUUAUCAUUAGUGACGCAAAUUGUAAUCCGAAUAUUUGCAUGAAUAUGUGUGUUUCCUGUUGAUUUCCCGCCGCUUUUUGCCGUUUUAAUUUUGUGUGACAUUUGAAUUAUUACAAAACAGUUUUCAAAUUUAAACUCAUAGUGAUUUUUAAUUUAUAAUCGUUCGGUUUGGAUUAACCAUAUUUUGCAUAACAUGAAAUACACCCGUCGACUAAAUAUUGGCAAGAUAUGACGCAAAAUCGUUCUGAGCAGUCAACGUUAUUUUAGAAAUCAAUACAUUUAAGUUGUUUGUGCGUGUUUCAAUUUUGAUUGUCUUUCUUUUUUUGGAAUGUCAAUUGCACAAAGAAAAAAAAAAACAACAGAAAAGCAUCACAUGACUGUUGGUUGUGUCAUUGACAUGAAAAUUAGGCGCACAUUUUCAUAUUUCGAAUACAGACGAUAAUUGGAACGGAGCAUUUUCAGUUGAUUGAGAACACGAUCGGAGAAUGAAUAACAAUGCAAAAUGUGAUUAUUUGAACAAACCCAAAUAUUCCAUUGAAAUUGUUAUUAUAAUAUCAUACACGCACUGAAUUCCUUAUGCAUAGGUUAUUUUUCGUAACAUCUCCAAUUUGUUAUUUUCAAUGCGUUGCACAAGAAAAAAAAAACAGUUUGAAAAGAAAAACUGAAACCACAUCUCAAACUCUGGGCGAAAAUGCGUUUCGACGUAAGUUUCGAUGCAAUUGAAAUUGCACGAGAAACACAAACUGUAAACAUGGAAUGGUAUAUCGACAAAACCAGCCAGACGUCUGCAAUUUAAUCCAUUUUACCGUUGGAGUUGAUAAAAAUUUACAUAAAAUUCAAAUGGUUUCGCGAAGUUAUUUGCUCAUGUAGGUAAAUGUUUUUCUACCUUUUUUUUCGCUGCUCGCAUUCGACUGCUCCGAUUUUAUUCACUCGCUCAGGCACUGCCAAUUUAAGUGCACUGAUUAAAGUGUCUGCAGAAAUAUUAAUAAUUUGUCUCGUAAAAAUCAAUAAAAUUUUAUGCGCUUUCAGUUGGCGCUGUGCAAGCAGCUUCAGUUUUGAAAAAUCGCAACUAUGGGGAAAUGUAUGGGAGUCUGUUUGUCGAAGAUUUUAGCAUUCGACUCUGCCAAACACACGAACUCACUCGCUCACUCACACUUGCACACAUUUAUCAUUUUCUUCAUUUAUUUUAAUGCUUGCCCGAGGAAAGGCAAUCGCCUCCUGAAUUACGGACACACGAAUGAGCUCGUUUGAUAUUCAAUAUUUUCAAUUUCUACGUUGAAAAUUGACGCCUACCAGUUUUUUUGUGAAAAAAAAAUGUGAUAGAGCGAAUCUUGAGUUAUUUGAAGCCAGUUUUAAGGCAUUCAAACAUAUAAUAAGAAUAUUUGCGUGUGGUCUCUUUGCAAGGGAGUUUAUCAUUUUGUGCUGUCACUUUAAGUGGAGCUGUCAUCAUCGACAACUCCUACAUUCUUCAAGUACAUGUUUCUGUUGCAUUCUUUGAAGCCGAUAAAUUUCUUUAUUUGCCAACUCAACAACUGUUUACUGUGUACCUCUGGAAUUUACCUGUUUCCUGUAUUAAUCUCGUGAAGAGCAAUAUUAUCUCUUUUGCUGCGAUCAAAUAUGAAUCUCUUAUCUGAAACCACUUGUAGAUUUCAGUGGAAAAAAAUCAGCGAACGACGAUUUUCGGUUUGCGCGCACAUAGUUCGUGUGCAGUGAUUAAGUAAUUUACAUGACCAUUGACGUUUCCAUGCAAUUUAUUUAUACAAAACAUAUAAUUUUCGGUGUCAACGUCAUGUCAACAAAUUCAGUUUUAAAUAUAGAAUGUGAAACGAAAGAGUGAGCCCGCGUGUCAUUUGAUGUUUCAAUAAACAAUUAUGUCGCCCCGCGAAUACAGAUAAAAAUCAUUGAAUAAAUUGAAAGCGUAAUUGGAGUUCGCGGACAGUUCAAUCGAAUUUGUAAAUGUAACUCGAAUUCGUAUUUCGACGUUGAUCGAAAGUUUUGAUAAAAGCAAUGUGACGUCAAUGCAUCGGAGCAGAAGUUCACUUGAAAUAACCAAAAAAAUAAUGUCACAUAUUUUUCCGAAGCAAAACGUAACGCAUGUAGAUACUGAUCGUUCCAUACGCUCAUUUGUUGGUGUUGUUGUAUCUCAAUGUCUCCGUGACUAUUCAGCGACCGAAAGCCCAUGCAUGCAGCAUACUCUUUUGGUCAAUAAACAAAACCGAGUUAAACAAAUUAAAAUCGAAUAAUUUAAUCUGAUUGCAAAUGGUUAACUGCUUCUCAUUCCGGUGCAGCAAAAUAAAUGCUUGUUGUAAAAUACCGCCCCCUCUGUACUGGAAAAAAAAUGGCAGCAGCAGUAACAACAGCAACAACAACAAAAACAGCUAAGCGCGACGAAAAAACGUUUACAAGCCCAAGUAAACUGAAAGAAAUCAUAGACACGCGGUUGUUGCUUACCUAUUACUUUUAGUGUGACACUCAUAAAUUAUGUGCGAAUGCACGCAUGUUGUGUUAAGCAGUGCUCGAACAUGAAAAUAGUGGAUUACAUUAAAUAACCGAUUAUAUGCGAUUAUUUAUGCUUUCCGCCCAUUUAUUGCCGACUGCAACAUGUCACGUUCCGCUCCGCUCACAGUUUGCAUUCGGCGUCUCGGCGAGCAUUUAGGUGCACUCUUUUCCAGUUACUCCAGCCGCCUGAUAAAUACAUAGCUUUUUUUUCUGCAUUAAAAUGGAAGCGUUCAUGAUUGGUUUUCGCACUUUUUCCAAAUGUAAUCAUUUCAAUUGAAGACCCGCUCUCCAACUGUAUGACUGAAAUUAUAACAAAUGUGUUAUUUAUUACUCGUUUGCAUCGGUUAAUUUAUUUUUUUAAAAACACAAUUUGACCAAAGUGGCGUUAAUUUACUCGCGUCACGGAAUAAGCGUAAAUAAAUUGAAACGAUUUGAAUUGAACGCCAAUUAUAGUCAAUGGCAAAUGUAGCUCCUACAAGCGGUUUUUUAUUUGACAGCCGAUUCAUUUGUAAUUAAAAUUACAGGUGGACACAUAUCGUUUGAUAUUGGUAGUCCUUCCCACCCAAUGAAUUAAUCUCACAGGAGAUUCCAUGAAUGGGUAAAAGAAUCAUUUAUCAAUGUUGAGACCAAUCUCAAUCAUUUCAAUUGCUUACGCUUAAUUAACGUCCAUAAAAUAUUGCGAGCACUAGUGAAAAACAAGUCCAAAUGCAGAAAUUAUCCUGUCAACUGAGCACAUCCAAUUUUGGAUGGAAACGAACAUGCCAACCGUUUGCAGUCAUUACGAGGAACAAGACAAAUCUCAAUACACCAAUUCAAGGCCUAUCUCAUUUCUUUAUUGAUAUAUAUGUUGAUAAAGUUUAUUGGCUCAUUGAAAAUGCGAGUCUGGCUCAAUAGAUUCGAAAUAUGUAGAAAAAAAAAUCCGUUUUACCUAAUCAUCUAAAAUCAUCUGAUUAACGUCAUUUUUAUUGCAAAUAUUUGAUCGUCGUUGAGAUAUUGCAUCUGUUCCAAUAAACAGAUAUUUUCUGCGCUUAUUUCAUGUUAUACGAAAUUAAUGUUUGAUGGAUUUUAUUGACGCAGAUCCAAAAGAAACACGGAGCUUUUUUUUUUCGUCGAUUGUACUAAAAUACAUUUGAAAGUAACAGAAAACUUGUCAAAAUGACGUUUUGUAAUUCGUCACCGUCGACGCGUCCAAAAACACUUAUGGAACUACUGUUGGCUAAAAAAAUCGAGGCCGCCUCGGCUGAAGGUGGUGGAUUGCUUGGUCGUCGAUUGCUUCGAACCGAUUCAAUGGAUUCAGUUUCGAGCAUUGGCUCCUGCACAUCGUCGAUGCUCGGUGAAGACGUAUGUCGUUGUGACGACUGCUUGCUGGGUAUUGUUGAUCUUUACAUUAUUCAGCCGAAAGAGAGGGCAUCGCUUAAGAAAAAGCCGUCUGGAUGGCGAAAAUUACGAAAUAUCGUGCAAUGGACACCAUUCUUCCAGACAUACAAAAAACAACGUUAUCCAUGGGUGCAAUUGGCCGGUCAUCAAGGCAAUUUCAAAGCUGGUCCCGAUCAAGGCACCGUCUUGAAAAAACUGUGCCCCAAAGAGGAGCUCUGCUUUCAUUUUUUGAUGAAAGAUGUUUUGCGACCUUAUGUGCCGGAAUACAAGGGUCAAGUCACUAGUGAUGAUGGUGAACUAUAUUUGCAGCUACAAGAUUUAUUGAGUGAUUUCGAUCAGCCGUGCGUAAUGGAUUGCAAAAUUGGCGUUCGAACUUAUUUGGAAGAAGAACUCUCGAAAGCAAAAGAGAAACCAAAGCUGCGCAAAGAUAUGUAUGAAAAAAUGAUACAAAUUGACAAAGAUGCACCCAAUGAAGAGGAGCAUCGUGCCAAGGGCGUUACCAAACCAAGAUACAUGGUAUGGCGUGAAACAAUAUCCAGCACUGCCACAUUGGGCUUUCGAAUUGAGGGUAUUAAAAAGGGCGAUGGAACGAGCUCGAAAGAUUUCAAAACAACCAAAUCGCGUGAUCAGAUCAAAGCCGCAUUCAAAGAUUUCACUUAUGGUUUCUCGAAUGCUAUACCAAAGUAUAUACAACGUCUCAAGGCGAUUCGAGCAACAUUGCAGCGAUCGGACUUUUUCCAAACGCACGAAGUGAUCGGCAGUUCAUUGCUGUUUGUACACGAUCGACAUCAAGCCAGUAUUUGGUUGAUUGAUUUUGCGAAAACGGUUUCGUUGCCAUCGGGCGCCAAUAUCACACACACAAACGAAUGGAUCGUGGGCAAUCACGAAGACGGAUACUUAAUUGGUAUAAACAAUCUCAUUCAAAUAUUCGAAGAGAUACUGGCGAGUGAAGCGAAAUCAGAGCAAUCCGAAAGUCGAACAAAUGAAUAUGAGGCCAACGAUGGUGACGAAUACGAUAUACAAGAGUUAUCGAAAUCAAAUUCAGUCAAUUGCCCCGGUCAAAAACACUUCGACAUAACAUCGAGCAUGCAAACACAAGAGAAGAAUGUGGAUCUUCCGCAGGAAAUUGAUGCUAUGAAAAUUGACCAAACGAUGCAGCAUUCCAGCCACGAACGAACUGAGGACAAUCGUGACCAAGACAAAUGAAAUAUAAACUAAACUAGUUAGCUUAAUAAUUCUCGCACGGCAGCCUCAAGUGUAUGUAUGUGUUUGUGUGUGUGUGUGUGUGUGUGUGUGUGUGUAACACAGAACAACUAAUAGAUUUAGGUGCGAUUUUUAGGCCGUCGGACUAAACAGUUGGUUAAACACUGCGUGUACUUCUUAAAACGUUUGAUGAGAAUCUUGCAGGCCAAUGCAUUGCAAUUCAUUCCAAAUUGCAACCUCAUAAAUCAAUUAAAAAAAAAUUUCAUUAGCUAAAAAAAGGAAGAAAGAAAACAAAAUGUUACAUUUUGUAAUCAUUUAACAUCUAAUUGGACAUAAGACUGAUUUAUUGUUUAACUUACGAAACACAUUCAUUCAUCUCAUUUCAAUAGUAUAGUUAAAAAAUUAAAUUCACACAUUGAAUGGGAUAACUCUGAAGCAAAGAUGAAAAGAAGAAGUAGAAGAAGAAGUAUUAGAAACAAAAUAAAGAUUCUUACACAUUUGUUUGAACAAUGCGCCAAACUCAUACCACAAUUUGCUGAUUGAGACAAUCUACACAUAGAGAAAAAAAGUAGCGUUUCUUGGUGUUAGUGAUUCUUUUUCUAUAAUAUGAAACAUUUUUUUUUGCUGAAAUUUUUUAUUGUGUUGGUGCAAAUUUGACAAAAAAAAUUCCAAAAAAGAAUCUAUCACUUGUCAAAUUCACACCAAUACAACCAAAGUUUUUUUCGACGAAAUUUUUUUUCUUCAUAAUAGCAAAAAAACUUUGGGUCAGAUUCAAGAAAAAGAAUAACUAACACCAAGAAACGCGACUUUCUUCCCUGUGUGGAGUAAUCGUUUUUUAAGGUGUUUAAUGAAAAUCAUUUAUUAGAAUCAUCAUUGUUGUCAUGAAUUUAGGAUUGGAGUUAUUAUUUAGGCACAUUGCUAAUGUUUAAGGAUGAGCUAAGCUAAAAACAAACACAAAAUCUCUUUUUUGUUCUUUAUUAUUUACAUACAUAAUUUAUCUUAUUUAUAAUUUUUAGGAAAUUCAUUAGGCAAUUUGAUUUGCCCGAUUCAUUAUCAAAAAAAUUUAGUGUGAUUCGGAGAAAAUGUUAAAAAUAAAAGUCAAUUUAAAAUUUGAA
Sitodiplosis mosellana (orange wheat blossom midge) is the source of this 11935-nucleotide messenger RNA. RefSeq names its product inositol-trisphosphate 3-kinase B-like. Lineage: Eukaryota; Metazoa; Arthropoda; Insecta; Diptera; Cecidomyiidae. The transcript is spliced from 6 exons. The record is from RefSeq and is a predicted model, not a curated record. Gene Ontology annotation, cellular component: nucleus; cytoplasm. Bases 9396 to 10823 code for a protein of 475 amino acids. Gene Ontology annotation, molecular function: inositol tetrakisphosphate kinase activity; inositol-1,4,5-trisphosphate 3-kinase activity. Gene Ontology annotation, biological process: inositol phosphate biosynthetic process.